AUGGAAUCACCACCCGAAGAAGUCAGGUCAGAUGUAUGGGCCAGACUCAAAAGUGGCGAUCCCGUUAGGCUGGAACACAUCGCAGGCCCGGAUUGCGAGAGCUUGUCGGGAUAUAAAGGACACCGCAUCUCCGUGGAGGAAAUGAGGGGAUGCAAUACCAUGCAGGGGCUGAUUUUGAAAGAUCCAGACUGGGAGCCAGAAGAUGGAGACGAGGAGUUUGAAAGGUCCGGGCGUUAUUAUCUCACCGGGCUGCAUGACGCCAACACCAAUAUCGACUCUCACGAUUCGUGCACGCCUCCAAGCACGGCUGCUCCUGCGUAUCUCCAGCACUUGACAGUUAUGACCUUGAUAAAAUAA
This is a messenger RNA of Clonostachys rhizophaga, 357 nucleotides long. The record is from the annotation of a GenBank genome assembly. Lineage: Eukaryota; Fungi; Ascomycota; Sordariomycetes; Hypocreales; Bionectriaceae.